Molecule: messenger RNA, 204 nt
Organism: Exophiala mesophila
Lineage: Eukaryota; Fungi; Ascomycota; Eurotiomycetes; Chaetothyriales; Herpotrichiellaceae
Exons: 1
Coding region: 1-204 (67 amino acids)
Source: RefSeq, a predicted model, not a curated record
AUGCCAUCCGGUGCUCGUUUCAGUUUCACUUACAACAGCAUCAAACUUGAUCAUCAAGCAAUUCAAACACGAAGGGCGGUGAGCCGAGUGCGGGGCAACUACCACCUAUUUCUACGGAAUCAACCCAAGAAGCCACAGUUCACCCAGAACAAUCUUGGUCCAAGCAGGAAAUGGGAAGUUCCAAAGAUGAAGAGUAUCGAAUGA